AUGUCCCCUCUGCCACCGGACACCGGUUACCAGAUCGUCGUUCACAAAGGGACGAAACGUUGUGAGCCGAUGCUAGUGACCGGUCAAGCCAUCCAGCCACUGGUCAUUUAUGCGUUCCCCCGCCAGCCGCCGAUCACUAUCGGUCAUCCUAUGCGAGAGGGCAGUCUGUUUGCACUGAAGGUCAGCGGUCGGUCGGAGCAGCAUCGCUUCGUCGAGGCGCAGCGGACCAGCCUAACUCGUAAACACACGGCGCUGUUCGCGAGUACAGAGGCAAUGGACGCGAACGCUGAGAUAGACACCCUCCCCCUCCUCCCUCCACCCGUCCCCUCUCCGUCCAUUCGAAGCGACAACAAGUCAAAAGCGGCAGCCAACCAAGUAAGCACCGCUCGUCCCGACGACAUCGCUUAA
Soboliphyme baturini is the source of this 408-nucleotide messenger RNA. NCBI's taxonomy places the organism in Eukaryota, Metazoa, Nematoda, Enoplea, Dioctophymatida, Soboliphymatidae. The record is from the annotation of a GenBank genome assembly.